Messenger RNA from Porites evermanni, 754 nucleotides. The record is from the annotation of a GenBank genome assembly. NCBI's taxonomy places the organism in Eukaryota, Metazoa, Cnidaria, Anthozoa, Scleractinia, Poritidae.
GAAAAUUUCCCUCCAAGGAUUUUAACAGGACCAUUAACUGAGGUCAAUGUAACUGUCAACGAAACAGCUACUAUUAUUGUGACAGCAGAGGAUCCUAACAACGAUUCCUUGACUUUCACUUUAUCUGGAACACUUCCCGCGGGUUAUACAACGACAGGCGAUGCGUCGUCAAUAACUUUGACUUGGAGGGUCACCUCUGAGGAGGUAGCCGUUUGUUAUUGUAAAUCACGGUUUGUUUUCAGCCUGGUGUGGGGGGCUUCUGAAAAAAUAAGAUUUUGAUUUUUUUAUCCUUCUUUAAUACCUUUUUCAAAUAGAUCUCAUUUGUUCGUAUUUAUAUUUUCAUGCAGACUCUUUUGAGUAUUCUGUUUCAAAAUUCAUUUUGACAAGCACUUUACUUUUACAGAUCGAAGUAGACUUUAUUGUGUCGGAUGGAACUGCAACCACAGUCUUAAGUCCAGUCAUUUAUGUUUGCGCAUGUCUUAAUGAUGGAAGCUGCUUUCAUGAAGAAGAUAGCGAGGAAAACAAUGCCAACAACACAGAAAGAUUCAAUAUUCUCUCGUGUGCGUGUAAGGAUGGUUACACCGGAUCCUUUUGUGAUUCAGAUCUUGACGCUUGUGAAGAAAAUUCCCAGCCAUGUUACCCAGGCGUCACCUGUACUGAUUUACCGCCACCUGCAAACGAAACUGGAUUCCAGUGCGACCCGUGUCCAAGUGGUUACUCAGGAGAUGGUAUUGAUUGUACAGGUAUAUCAUAA